Molecule: messenger RNA, 967 nt
Organism: Quercus lobata
Lineage: Eukaryota; Viridiplantae; Streptophyta; Magnoliopsida; Fagales; Fagaceae
Product: putative dehydration-responsive element-binding protein 2H
Exons: 2
Coding region: 203-871 (222 amino acids)
Biological process (GO): response to stress; positive regulation of DNA-templated transcription
Cellular component (GO): nucleus
Molecular function (GO): DNA-binding transcription factor activity; transcription cis-regulatory region binding
Source: RefSeq, a predicted model, not a curated record
ACCAAAACAAAGCAAAAGAGCUCUCUAUCUCUCUCAAAAGACAAAAAUCAAUCAAACCCACCAAACCCUGAUCUAUCUUGGUUCUAAAACGCCGCAUUAUUUGGUCCAAAAAGAUUUAGGCUUUCUUUCUUCUUCAACUCACUCUCACAGAGACCGAGAACAGGGCAUCAUUGGAGUUUUCAUGGUUUAACGUGAUCUGGCUAUGGAAUCUUCAAAGAAGAGGAAGAGUAGAGGUGAUGGAGUGUCUGUGGCUGAGACAUUGGCCAAGUGGAGAGACCAUAAUGCUCAGGUUGAGUCUUCGGCCAAACGCGCACGUAAACUUCCAGCUAUGGGGUCGAAGAAGGGAUGCAUGAAAGGAAAAGGAGGACCUGAGAAUGCACUCUGCAAUUACAGAGGGGUUAGGCAAAGGACUUGGGGCAAAUGGGUUGCGGAGAUUCGUGAGCCUAACAGAGGAAAGAGGCUUUGGCUUGGCACAUUCGAUAAUGCUGUUGAGGCCGCUUCUGCUUACGAUGAAGCUGCUAGGGUGAUGUAUGGUGCCUAUGCGCGACUCAACUUCCCGGAAGAGUCUGUUUCCACUAUAUCUGGCCCUACUCCUGUGGAAUCUGAGGCUUCUGCUGUUAAGUCUACUGCCAUGGCUAGUACAAGUGAGUCUACUGCCAUGCCAGCUACAAGUACUUUGGUGCAGGAUGAGUCUGGUGCAACGAGCUACUCUAAGGAUAGUGGACUGGACCAAUUUCUGGAUUGUUCUGAAAACGAACUUUUUAACGUGCAAGAACUUAUGGCACUAUUAGACAGUGAUCCUCAUGGCUUCACAGAAUCAGAACUGGGUUUUGAUUAUUAUGGUGAUCAAUUCGGAAUGCCGUACAAGUAGUUUGGGGGAGAGGAUGAGCUUAAUUGGACGUGCUUACUUGCUGGGUUAUUCUAUUGACUCUGCAGAUUGUCUUUGUAACAUGCAAAAAGUAGCCAC